AUGAUAGUGGCCCUCUUGAUUUUUCGGUCAACACUGCAAAACAUUGGGCUGUUAGUGCUCGGGUUGGCAGCAUCAUCCCUUCCAUCGAUUUUAAUUGGUAAUCCGACUAAAGUGGCGCUUCGUAGUAGAAACCUCAUCCAUGGAGAGGUUUCUUGUGGUUUCUGCAUGCUUGAAGAAGAGAAUGUGGAUCACAUGUUUACGGCUUGUGGUAUGGCGGCUGGUUUGUGGCAGGGUAUCGCUUCUUGGGUUAAACUUCCUCCCAUUUUUCUCUUCUCGGUUAAAGAUAUUGUCGAAGUGGUUGAAGGUUCGAGAUGGUCGAAGAAUAAAAAGGAGCUAUUAUAUGGGAUCCUCAUUGUGGCUUGUUGGCGUCUAUGGAAAGCUCGGAACGAGAGAGUUUUUGCUCAAAAGAAUAGGAACGCCGUAGAGUUAGUGGCGGACAUUAAGUCCCUGUCUUAUCUUUGGUUAUGUAGUAGAGGUAGAUUUGGUGGGGUGGAUUGGAAGGGGUGGAAGUCAUUUGUUUUUGAUGUGAUGUAA
This is a messenger RNA of Helianthus annuus (common sunflower), 534 nucleotides long. RefSeq lists its product as uncharacterized. The transcript is spliced from 2 exons. The coding region runs from base 1 to 534 and encodes 177 amino acids. The record is from RefSeq and is a predicted model, not a curated record. NCBI's taxonomy places the organism in Eukaryota, Viridiplantae, Streptophyta, Magnoliopsida, Asterales, Asteraceae.